Peronospora belbahrii is the source of this 1200-nucleotide messenger RNA. Lineage: Eukaryota; Oomycota; Peronosporomycetes; Peronosporales; Peronosporaceae. The record is from the annotation of a GenBank genome assembly.
AUGGAGACUCCGACAUUUCAUGAGAAGAAUCGUCUACAGAUUAUUGAACAGAAGGUGAAGGAGGUGCAGGAGAAACUCACUACACGGCUACCAUCACAAUAUCAACAUUUGGUGGCCAUGGUGUGUGGCAUCAAGUGGCGAUUGCAGACACUGAAACCACAGGACACUGGAGCUGUUGUUAAGAAGAUGCGUCUGGAACUAGGAGCUUUUGACUAUCGUGCGAAGGAGCAGGCAGAGCUCCUGACGCAGUAUCUUCUAGAUCUGGACGGUGUGUUGAGUCACGGAGACGCCGAUAUCAAGAACACUCGUAAGGCGCUAGUGGUGUUUAUCCAGCAACAGCUGUUACCCAAGGCUGACGCAUUUAAGAAACGCAGCGCCAAGUUGAAGCAGUUUGGAGAAGAUACGCUCGGUAGAUUUGAGAGGCAGACACGAGAAGUUUUGAUGCAAAGUGACAGUGGUGCUGAGUCUGAUGAUCUGCACGUGAAGGCUUUGUUUGAUGAAAGCGAAGAGGAAAGCAGCGAGUCAGAUGAGGAGGAAGCCAGUGAACAGGGUAGCAGUGAGUCAGAUGAAGAGGAGGAAGAGCGUGAAGAGGAGGAAGAAGAAGUCAAUGAAGAUGAAGAGAUGGAGGAGUUUGCUGAUGCAAAGGACGACGAGCCCAUGGCAUCUGAGGCUGAAGCAAUUGACGAGGCUGAGGCACACGAUGUAGGUGAGGCUGACGAUGAAGUUGAAGACGAAGGGGACAAAGAGCAAGCUGCUCCGUUGCGCAAGUCACCGCGACUUCAGUCGCCUGUAACUCCUGCACCUCCAAACAUCGAUGUCAACAUGCUACCCGUGUGGCGGCCGUACUACCAGCUACAGCGUCGACAGGAUGGCAUUUAUCUCAUUGCCCGACUGAACGAUAUUGAUCCGCGCAACGUGCGCGUGCAGUGGAACGAGCGUAAUGGAGUGUUACGUGUAAGUGGUUUCCGACUGCCGACGCAGAAGGACAUUGUCAUGUCCCGUCUCAGUGGUGCACCGACAUUUGGUCGUUUUGAGAUUGCAGAGCAGUUUCCGCGGAAUAUGCUCAAUAUGGAGGAAGCGACACAGCAGAUUGUGGAGAACGGUACUUUACAAAUACGUAUGCCGUAUUACGUGUCGCGACAGCCGUUGCACUAUCACCCGGCAUCACUUUUUCAGCCCCAGGACUGUUUUGUAUGGUAA